Ilex paraguariensis (yerba mate) is the source of this 2114-nucleotide messenger RNA. The record is from the annotation of a GenBank genome assembly. Lineage: Eukaryota; Viridiplantae; Streptophyta; Magnoliopsida; Aquifoliales; Aquifoliaceae.
AUGGCCACACCUGAGCCAACAAUAAGUGUGGUUUAUCGCAGGCUCUGCUCAACUGGCCUUCCAAAUGAUGUCAUUAUUCAAGUUGGAGAGAUGGCAUUUCACCUCCACAAGUUUCCAUUGUUGUCCAGAAGCAGGGUAUUAGAAAAUCAUAUCUCAGAACUUUCUGAUGGGGAUGAUAAAAAAGGUGAUGACGACAAGAAGUCCGUUCUGCAACUUAAUGACUUACCAGGAGGAGAGAAAACCUUUUUGCUUGUAUCCAAGUUCUGUUAUGGUGUUAAAAUAGAACUCACUGCACUGAAUGUAGUCAGUCUUAGGUGUGCAGCAGAUUAUCUUCAAAUGACUGAAGACUAUGGAGACGGGAACCUGAUUAUGCAAACAGAGACUUUUCUCGACGAAGUGUUUGGCAACUGGGUUGACACGAUUAAAGCUCUUGAAACCUGUGAGGAGGUUCUUCCUAAUGCCGAAGAGCUUCAUAUUGUUUCCAGGUGCAUCAAUUCCUUGGCAAUGAAAGCUUGCACAGAUCCGAGUUUGUUCAGCUGGCCUGUGUCAGGAAGCAGUGGCUCUCAGAGUCCAGUUGGCACUGUUUUUUGGAAUGGAAUACAUACUGCUUCCAAGCCACAUUCUCUGAGUGAGGAUUGGUGGUACGAGGAUGUGUCCUCCCUCAGAUUACCUCUAUAUAAAAGGCUAAUCCAGGCUGUUGGUUCGAGAGGCAUGAAGCCAGAGAGGAUUGCUGGCUCGCUUAUGUUCUAUGCAAAAAAGUAUCUCCCCUUGAAUGGCAGGCAAUCAAGCCUUCAGAAUGGGACACAUGCUGCCCCUGGACCAACACUUUCUGCCUCAUCUCAGACAGAUCAAAGGACUCUCCUUGAAGAGAUUGUGGAGUUACUACCUGAUCAAAAGGGAAUAACGCCAACCAAGCUCCUGCUUAGGCUUCUUCGAACAUCCAUGAUUUUACAUGCAAGUCCAUCUUGUCGGGAGAAUUUGGAGAAGAGGGUUGGGUCCCAGUUAGAUCAAGCAGUUAUGGAUGAUCUUCUAAUACCAAAUAUGGGCUACUCAGUGGAAACCCUCUAUGAUAUUGACUGUGUACAACGAAUCCUUGAUCACUUCAUGCUGGUGGAUGAAGAUGCAAUUGAGUCUGCCUCAAAUUGCUUGGAUGAUGAGGGGCAGAUGAUGGGAGGUUCCCACAAACUGACCCCAUUGACAAUGGUGGCUAAUCUAGUGGACAACUAUUUGGCUGAGGUGGCACCCGAUGUUAAUCUAAAGUUAAUGAAAUUUCGGUCACUCGCUGCUGUAAUCCCAGAUUAUGCUAGACAAAAUGAGGAUGGUAUUUACCGGGCAAUUGAUAUAUAUCUGAAGGCACAUCCAUGGCUCAUGGACUCUGAAAGGGAACAACUUUGCAGGCUCAUGAACUUCCAGAAGCUCUCAUUAGAAGCAAUCACCCAUGCAGCUCAGAAUGAGAGACUACCACUGCGUGUCAUCGUCCAAGUUCUAUUUUUUGAACAGCUCCAACUCCGUACAUCUGUAGCUAGUUGGUUAUAUGUCACAGACAAUCUUGAGAGCUCACAAAAUCCAAGCGGUAAUUUGGCACCCAACAGGAAUGACCGUGCCAUCCAAUUAGGCUGUGCAGAUAAUCGAAUUGUUGCUGUUGAUGAUAUCAGGGAACGGGUUACUGAGCUUGAAAAUGAGUGCUUAAGCAUGAAACAAGAGAUGGAGAAGCUUGUGAAGACCAAGCGGAGUUGGAACAGCUUAUGCAAAAUGUUGGGUUUAAGGCUCAAAUCGAAGUCUUGUGACCCUAAAGCUUCAAAGAUGCACUGCAAUGCCAAAGUUUCACCACCAUCAACACCACCACUUCUCAAUGGGAAACAACAUCAAGAUAAUGGUCAGUUGGUUGAUUGAAUCCCCCUCCAGGCCUCCACCACCUGAAACUUUAGUCGCAUUUUGUUUCUUUGCGGAUAAGUUGAUGCUGUAAUUAAAUUUAGACAUCUGAAUUGAGUUCUUUCUUUCUGUUCUAGUUUACUGAUUCUCAUAUCUUUGGCUCUAUAUUUCUUUUUCUUUUGCCGAGCUUGUAGUCACACUCCCCAGGUUGUGGAAUGGACACCAAUGCUGUGAAAAUUGCU